AUGUCAAGAGUAGUCGUCUCAACUCCAAAUGCUCCAGCUGCCAUCGGCCCAUACAGUCAAGCUAUCAAAGCCAACGGUCAAGUUUGGGUUUCAGGUUGUUUAGGUCUUGAUAAGGAUGAUGAUGUUGAACUCCAAACUCACAAGGCUUUGGAAAACAUGAAGGCUAUCUUGGAAGCUGCUGGUUCAUCUAUGAACAAGGUUGUCAAGACUACCAUCUUGCUCAAGGAUAUCAAUGAUUUUGUAAAGGUUAACAAGGUUUAUGCUUCUUUCUUCCCAGCUGAACCACCCGCCAGAUCAACCUUUGCCGUCCGUGACCUUCCAAAGGCUGUAAUGAUAAGAUAUAUUUCUCGUGGUCACCAUGUUUUGGGUUGGUUGAGGACAUCUACGCUGUUUGCCAAUUCGACCAUUGAAUUGUUCAUUGUCCCCAAUGUAUUGUUGAUAUUAUUCAGUGCCUGUGCUAUUUGUGGGUUUACAUCACAACAAGAUGCACAUUGGCUCUUACAACUCUAG
Molecule: messenger RNA, 510 nt
Organism: Cavenderia fasciculata
Lineage: Eukaryota; Evosea; Eumycetozoa; Acytosteliales; Cavenderiaceae
Exons: 4
Coding region: 1-510 (169 amino acids)
Cellular component (GO): cytosol
Molecular function (GO): deaminase activity
Source: RefSeq, a predicted model, not a curated record